UAAAAGUCCUCAAGAAAAGGUUUAUUGGAAUCAAAAUGGUCACUUUAACAGAGAACCUAGUCCAGGGGUUAAAAUGGUAUAAUUCAGACUUUCCAGAUAUCGGCAGUGGAAUUCUUGUCCAUGAAGUUGUCCCAGACUCCCCAGCUCAGAAAGGUGGGCUCGAAACAGGUGAUAUCAUAGUGAAGCUAAACGGCCAUCCUUUGGUCAACACUGGAGAAUUACAGGAGGCGAUUCAGGAAGACAUGCCCCUCCUUCUGGAAGUUCGGCGCGGUAAUGAUGAUCUACUAUUUAACAUUGAGCCUAAUAUCCUCAUGCAGUGACAAUAUCAGAGAUGGAAACCUGGAGGAGUGAUAUGAAGGACAAACAGCAGAUUGGUAGAAGUGUGCUUGACUUUCUAUAGAUAGAUGGAAAUGUGAAGAUAGAGGAGCACAAUUAACAUGUCAUUGCAUCUGGGUUUCAAAGGGCAAAUGGAGGGGGAAAAAAACUAUUGUGUACUGAACUACUUCUGACCAGUGUUAUAUUUUUUAAUUGUCUCUUAAAUUUAGUGUUAUUAAUGUCAUGCUAUUUUACAGUAAAAUGCCACAGUAUUACAGUGCCUUUCUUUCAAGACUGACAUGGACUGACUUUAGAGAUCAGUAAUCAUUUAGAAAUAUAAAAAAUAGGCAAUUU
Molecule: messenger RNA, 669 nt
Organism: Sinocyclocheilus grahami
Lineage: Eukaryota; Metazoa; Chordata; Actinopteri; Cypriniformes; Cyprinidae
Product: serine protease HTRA3-like
Exons: 3
Coding region: 36-320 (94 amino acids)
Biological process (GO): proteolysis
Molecular function (GO): protein binding; serine-type endopeptidase activity
Source: RefSeq, a predicted model, not a curated record